Molecule: messenger RNA, 1962 nt
Organism: Oreochromis aureus
Lineage: Eukaryota; Metazoa; Chordata; Actinopteri; Cichliformes; Cichlidae
Product: major histocompatibility complex class I-related gene protein-like
Exons: 8
Coding region: 91-1242 (383 amino acids)
Biological process (GO): immune response
Cellular component (GO): external side of plasma membrane
Source: RefSeq, a predicted model, not a curated record
CUAUUUUAGCUUUGAUACUUGAGCUGGAAGCACAGAGCCGCCUUUUCUAGACAAGCGAACACACAACGUCUGUUAAAGGUUUGGAUCUUUAUGGUCACAAUGAAGGCCUUCGUCUUCUUUCUUCUCCUGGGGAUUCAGGGAGCUGCGGCAGUGACCCACUCUCUGAAGUAUUUCUUCACUGGAUCCUCUCAAGUCCCAAACUUCCCAGAGUUUGUGAUUGUUGGGAUGGUUGAUGAUGUUCAGAUGUUACACUAUGACAGCGACACGGAGAAACUAGUGCCCAAACAGGACUGGUUUGCCAAGAACAUGGAUCAGCAGUACUGGGAGAGUCAGACUCAGAUCGCUGUGGGUGAGCAGCAGGUGUUCAAAGCCAACAUUCAAGUUGCAAAGGAGCGCUUCAACCAAACUGGAGGUGUUCACAUAUUUCAGAAGAUGUACGGCUGUGAGUGGGAUGAUGAGACUGAUGUUGGUAAUAGUGGAUUUCAUCAGUUUGGUUAUGAUGGAGAAGACUUUAUAUCAUUUGAUCUAAAGACUCUGACGUGGAUCGCUCCAAAACAACAGGCUGUCAUCACUAAACACAAGUGGGACAAAGACAAAGCUUAUAAUGACUACUGGAACAAUUACCACAACCAGCUUUGUCCUGAGUGGAUAAAGAAGUAUGUGAGCUUUGGAAGGAGCUCUCUACAGAGAACAGUUCUUCCCUCAGUGUCUCUCCUCCAGAAGACUCCCUCUUCUCCAGUCAGCUGCCACGCUACAGGUUUCUAUCCUAACAGAGCUGAGUUGGUUUGGAGGAAAGAUGGAGAGGAGCUUCAUGAGGGUGUGGACAAAGGAGAGAUCAUCACUAACAAUGAUGGGACCUUCCAGAUGAGUGUUGACCUGGAUUUUUCAUCAGUCACAUCUGAAGACUGGAAGAGGUACGACUGUGUGUUUCAGCUCUCUGGUCUAAAUGAGGACAUCGUUACAAAACUGGACAAAAAUGCAAUCAAAACCAACUGGGGGAAACCUAGCAUUAGAAGUGAUGGAGGUUUUUCAGAUUCAACUGGAACAAUUAUUGGAGUUGUUGUCGUGAUGCUGCUUCUUCUAAUAGUCGGCGUUGGUCUUGGAAUCUUCUUCUGGAAAAGACGUACUAAUGGGUUUAAACGUGCCAACACUUCUGAGACUUCAUCUUCAUCAGCUGAAGAUCCAGACCCUAAGAAAGAGAGUGAAAAGCAGAAGAUGAUGGACAACACUGCUGGAAAAUAAUACAAGAAUGUGCCAUUCAAAAAAUCUGACUGUUUAAAGAUAUUUAAAUUUGUUCCUCAAGAAAUAUUCAUCAUUAUUUGCAAACUGCAAACUGUAUUUUAAAACUGCUAUUAAAAUACAAGUGGCUUUUUCUUAAGUACCAAGACAGACAUACUGCUGUCUUAGUAAAUCUUCUACUGAAUAAUAAACAUGUGGUUUGUAGAGGGAUCCUUUUGUAUCAGAUAACAUCAUAAAAUAAUAAAAAUGAAGUAGACUUUGGUUUUACACAGCUCAUACAGAAUGGUGGUGUAUAGGAUGCAUUGCUCUCUAAUCUAUAUUGUAUAUUGUAUAGCUCAGAUCUUUGUGAUGGCAUGUAGAUAAGUUUUUGGAUUUUAUUUCAUGUUCUUCACUUAAAAAUUUCAAAAGUAACUUGUGUGAAAACCUUAUAAAUUUAUUGAAAUUAUUUUUCCAUGCUGGUGUUCUUUCUUCUGGUCUUAUCUUUUUAACUUUUUUUUUGUUAUUACAGAUUGUGUAUGGUGCAGGGAUAAUGAACAUUAAUUUAUCAAGUGACCUAUUUUUAUGUAAAAUUGUAAACUUUAAAGGAUUUCUAAAUAAAGUUCUACUGAUUUGUUCUGUAUUUGAGGUUGUGUAAUAUAUAUAUUCUAUUUUUAAAAUUUACCUUCUGUCGGUUGAAUCCAAUCCUAACAAGAUUUUAAUAAAAACCAAGACACUGGAGAUCAC